Molecule: messenger RNA, 1815 nt
Organism: Sphaerulina musiva SO2202
Lineage: Eukaryota; Fungi; Ascomycota; Dothideomycetes; Mycosphaerellales; Mycosphaerellaceae
Exons: 2
Coding region: 27-1670 (547 amino acids)
Cellular component (GO): nucleus; cytoplasm
Molecular function (GO): tRNA-specific adenosine-34 deaminase activity
Source: RefSeq, a predicted model, not a curated record
CGACUGUGAAGACAGAAGGCACGAAGAUGUCGUCGCUUCUAGUGGGGGCUCGCGAGCUCCUGGCAAGUCUGACUCCAAGAUGGUCUUUCUUCUCCAGCUUCACCACCUUUUCCCUCUUCCUCCACUCGUACAUCUUCCGCAAGUCCCGCAACCUCAUCGCCGCCGUCAUGGCCACCAUGCCUCGCCGCGACUCGAAGUUCACCAUCGAGCCAGAGCCAGAGCCCAAGCGGCGCAUGGCUCACCUCAAGACCAAAGAAGAGUGUCGGCUGGGGAAUGAAACAAUUCAAGUCUGGACCGUUGAGCUGCCUAGCAAGCACGCUGAAGGGAUUCUGAAGGUGAUCAAGGACGAGAUUCCCGGACAAGACUCGAUCGACCUGCAGCACCUCCGCCGUUUCGCGAAGCCCAAGUACCUUCCUGACCAUGUUCUCGGCAAGCGAGAUCUGGCCAAAGCCAUGUACGCUGUGCCGCGAGCCUGGGAGUCGAUACCAUCCACUGUUAUGCAAGCACCCGGUAGUACCGCGUGGGAGUAUUCGACCCCAGCGUCCGGCAAGGCACGAAGCUCUGGUGCCCGUCCCGCAACUCUGCACCUUCUUGUUUGUCCCACUCGGGUUAUCAGUCUGAGGGACUUAUUCGAUGUGCUCAAGGAAUUCCCACCCUUCUGCUCAAACGCUGAGUCAUGGGCCUACCCACUGGAGCUCAAAGAGAUCACCGUUCCUCUUCUCGCACCUACGAGCCCCAAGCAAGCCAACGACUGGUCGAAGGAAUACUGGCCAACAUUUUACCGAAAGACCAACCCGUUUGGAGCUCACCCAUCCAGCAUUAAGAAAGCAGAGGAGGAGCUCCAGGCGCCGUCGGAAGAUAACAUCGGCGUGGACGAAGCUUUUGAACUUGCGCGUAAGGCUGGAGAGGAGAAUCGUCGCAAGGGCAUUGGCACCGGCACUGGUUGCGUCGUUGUCGAGCGUGUCGAUGGCAAGACUCAGAUCAUCGCUGUCGCCGGUGACGCCAGAUGGGCACCGCGAGUACCAAACAUACCGGAACCCGACCCCAAGAGCUCUCGACAAGGAAACAUGAUGGGCCAUGCGGUGAUGCGUGCCGUCGGCAUGAUUGGUCGUAAACGCCUGCGCGUCGCAACUAUGGCCAUCGCCAAGUCAGCAGCCAAAGCUGAAAGCAACUUCCACAAGGGUGGUCUCGCCGUCGAUCCUGCAGCACGAGAUGCCUUCUUCGCCGAUCUUCCCAUCACCGAGCUCGAACGUGUCUACUUUGAGAAAGACAACCUCAAGCCAGAUGGCUACCUCUGCCUCAAACUAGAGGUGUUCCUUACCCACGAACCCUGCAUAAUGUGCUCGAUGGGCCUGGUCCAUAGCCGUGUUGGCCGAGUCAUCUUCAAGACCCGCAUGCCCGAGACCGGAGGUUUGACUGCCGAGAUGAAUAGUAACGAUUCCGGACCGGUUGGCCUCGGGUAUGGCAUGUGCUGGCGUAAGGAGCUGAAUUGGCAGUUCAUGUGCUGGGAGUACAUUCCGGUAGAAGAGAGUGGAACUGUGGACAGGCAGAGCAGCGUUGAGGUUCUCAGGGAUGAGAAGUACCCACCCUCACCAACAGAUGACACUCCGCCACAAGAUAUCGAGAGUGCUAAUGUUACUGUUACUAGCUUUGCGCGCAUGCAUGUGUAGAACACCUGUGAUGCAGAAUGGAGCUGGCGGAGCAUAGUUUACGGGGGCAUGAACCAGAUGACAGAAUUAUACAACAACUUAGACCGUGUCAUGGCUAUGGCGCAGUAUGAGAUGAUCGGGAUUAGCGUUGGCGUUGUGAGAGCGG